UUGGAAGCUGCAGGACAGAGAAGUGCACCGCUAUGUGCUUUGAAAAACAUCAGUCAAUCCAAUCAGUAGGGCAAAAAGUUUAGUCUUAUUUUGCACGUUAAGAUUAUUGAAUAGUAUCUGUCAACUAGCCAACAGCUUAGGUUUUAUCAGAAGAGGAGGAAGGAUGGGAAAGCCCAUGUAGUGAAGAGACCAUUCCCUCCUGGGACUAGAGCAGCAGGAAGCAGGAGAAGGUUCACACAGCAGAGGGAUGUGCCCUGCCAGCUCCCCUGUCAAGAAACCCCCAGAUGGCCGGUAGUGUGUCUGCGGUGAGCAUGCUGUGAGCCCCCUAGCCUCUCUGUGUUUCUGGGGAUGCCAUUAAGGGUAGCAUGAGAGCCCAGCCCUUCUCCAGAUUCAAAGUGGUGUGGUCAUUUUCGUAAGGGAAGUCAGCUGUGGCAGAGCUGGCCAUGUCACGGGUCCCCACGCCCCCUCCCCCGGGGGAGAUGACCGCAGGACCUGUGGCAGAGAGCUGGUGCUACACACAGGUGAAGGUGGUGAAGUUCUCCUACAUGUGGACCAUCAACAACUUCAGCUUCUGCCGAGAGGAGAUGGGCGAGGUGCUUAAGAGCUCCACCUUCUCCUCAGGCCCCAAUGACAAGAUGAAAUGGUGUUUGCGUGUGAACCCUAAAGGGCUGGAUGAAGAGAGCAAAGACUACCUUUCACUGUAUCUACUGCUGGUCAGCUGCCCCAAAAGUGAAGUCAGGGCCAAGUUCAAGUUCUCCUUACUGAAUGCCAAACGAGAAGAGACUAAAGCCAUGGAAAGCCAAAGAGCAUACCGCUUUGUCCAAGGCAAGGACUGGGGUUUCAAGAAAUUCAUCAGGAGGGACUUCCUCCUGGACGAAACCAAUGGUCUCCUCCCGGACGACAAGCUCACCCUUUUCUGUGAGGUGAGUGUGGUACAGGACUCGGUCAACAUCUCGGGCCAGUCCAACAUGAACGUGCUGAAGGUUCCGGAAUGCCAGCUGUCAGAUGACCUGGGCAGCCUUUGGGAGGGCUCAAGGUUCACCGACUGCAGCCUCUUCGUGGGGGGACAAGAAUUUAAAGCACACAAAUCUAUCCUGGCCGCAAGGUCACCAGUAUUCAACGCCAUGUUUGAACACAAGAUGGAAGAAAGCAAAAAGAACCGUGUGGACAUUAGUGACGUGGAGCCUGUCGUCUUCAAAGAGAUGAUGGGCUUCAUUUAUACAGGGAAGGCCCCCAACCUGGAGAAGAUGGCCGACAACCUUCUGGCUGCAGCAGACAAGUAUGCUCUGGAGCGACUGAAGGUCAUGUGCGAGGAGGCGCUGUGUAACAGCCUCUCGGUGGAGAACGUGGCCGACAUCCUCAUCCUGGCUGACCUGCACAGUGCUGAGCAGCUCAAAGCACAAGCCAUAGACUUCAUCAACAGAUGUAGUGUGUUAAGGCAGCUAGGUUGUAAAGAUGGGAAGAACUGGAACAACAGUCACGCUGCUGACAUCAUGGAGACUGCGGGCUGGAAGGCAAUGAUCCAGUCGCAUCCCCACCUGGUUGCCGAGGCGUUCCGCGCACUGGCGUCCGCCCAGUGUCCCCCGUUUGGUCUCCCUCGGAAACGACUAAAACAGUCCUGACCCCCACUGCCCCCCACAGACUGCCAAAAGACACGAGAACCCUUCCCUUUCCCCACACUCUGUUCUCUCCCACCUUUCCACACCACACACACUCACACCUCUACCCCCGAUGUUAGAGACCAGGUGGGGCAGGUGGACAGUCCCACAAUGCACUCCUCUCAGCCAGAAAGGGGAAGGACAACAUGGCCGCCUCUGCGUCAGCUCAGCUCCCUGGCUCAGGAAAAUGACAUCAUGGAGCCUCAACUCCACAGGUCAUUUCUAACAUGGCCUUAACUGACCCCCAAACCCUUCCCUCUCACACACACGCACACACACACGCACGCGUCUGCACACCCCCAUCCCUGCCCAUUGUUUCUGUGUGUGACCCCGUGCCUGCCAAGGCUGACCCCAGGCCUCUCCAGAUUGCACUAGUCUCCCACAAUGCAGUAGUUGAAAAUAUGGUGUGGCGCUUUUGUGGACCUUGUCGCACAUCAAGUAAUGGGAGUGAAGGGGGCCCCUGUCGCCCAUCCUAGCUGUUGACCCCCCCUCCCCCUCCCAGACGUGACGGAACAGGAACAGGAGCGUGACGGCGUUGUGUUGCGAGAUGAGGCUCUCUGUUGCACUGGACCAGUCUGAGGUUGGCGAUGCUGCUCAUAUUGAAUACAAACUGUUCAAAACUUCCUCAGCGGUGGCCAUAAAAGAUGACACUGAGGACCCGCAUUACAUAUUUGGUUAAAAAAAUGUGAUGUAUUAAAAGUGUAUGUAAUUAUGGAUAUUACACAUGAAAAAACUGAGAUGUCUGUAUUUUGCACCUCCUUAACUAUUGGGUAAAUAUGAAGAUUUGUUUACCGACUUCUUUUGUUUUACGUUUUUUUUUUUUGUGUGUGUUUCUUCAUGUUGCAUUCUUUCUGAACUUGGUCUUUUUAUUUCCGUUGGAUUCUGCUUUGCUUAGUUGAUCAAACGACUGAGUUCUUUGUCUUCUGAAAAAGCUGUAUUGUGGUUUAUGAAUUAUUAUGAAUUAUGAUUUCAUGCUUUGAAAUUAAAAUGCAGAAAAAACAUG
Messenger RNA from Alosa alosa (allis shad), 2661 nucleotides. It is a transcript of the gene spoplb, whose product is annotated as speckle type BTB/POZ protein like b. The coding region runs from base 444 to 1622 and encodes 392 amino acids. Gene Ontology annotation, molecular function: ubiquitin protein ligase binding. The transcript is spliced from 13 exons. NCBI's taxonomy places the organism in Eukaryota, Metazoa, Chordata, Actinopteri, Clupeiformes, Clupeidae. The record is from RefSeq and is a predicted model, not a curated record. Gene Ontology annotation, biological process: regulation of proteolysis; proteasome-mediated ubiquitin-dependent protein catabolic process. Gene Ontology annotation, cellular component: nucleus; cytoplasm.